Molecule: messenger RNA, 1439 nt
Organism: Neofelis nebulosa (Clouded leopard)
Lineage: Eukaryota; Metazoa; Chordata; Mammalia; Carnivora; Felidae
Product: small ribosomal subunit protein eS17-like
Exons: 1
Coding region: 141-746 (201 amino acids)
Biological process (GO): translation
Cellular component (GO): ribosome
Molecular function (GO): structural constituent of ribosome
Source: RefSeq, a predicted model, not a curated record
UGGCUUCAUUGGGGGGUUUAGUAGAAGAAAAUACUAUCCUAAGAGAAAUUAACCCACCAAACCUAUGACACGGGGCAGGGGCAGAGUCUGAAUUUUAUACCCUCCCUUGGUAAUCUUCUUGGAGGGCCUGGCAGGAACAAAUGCAAAGCUUUCCUGGAGGAACACUUUAUAACCCAGGCCACAUGGGGUUUUUCCAGACAAAGUGGAUCACCACGCAAGAUGACCUCAUAAUAAUUACCAGAUCCACCAACGUGGGCCACGUUCGCACCAACACCGUGAAGAAGGUGGCCCGGGUCAUCACUGAGAAGUACUACACAUGCCUAGGCAACGACUCCCACGCCAAUAAGUGCGUGUGCAAGGAGACCACCGCUAUUGCCAGCAAGAACCUCUACAGUGAGAUAGCACUUGAUGUCACUCAACGGAUGAAGCAGAUUCAGAGAGGCUCGGUAAGUGGGAUCUCCAUUAAGUUGCAGAAGGAAGAGAGAGAAAGGAGAGAUCAUUAUGUUCCUGAGGUCUCAGUCCUGGAUCAGGAGAUCAAUGAAGUAGAUCCUGACACUGAGGAAAUGUUGAAGCUCUUGGACUUUGGCAGUCUGUCCAGCCUGCAGGUCACACAGCCUACAGUUGGCAUGAACUCCAGGACACCACGUGACUCCUUCUGCUGUGCUGCGAUAUCGUCAAUAAACCUUGGACGAAAACAACAACAACAAAUUCCCAAAACGGAUAAAGAAAGUUGUGAUUUGCCAUGAUAGAGCAUGCACAGCAAACACAACCAUGGCUUAAUGAAACAAUAAAUAACCAAACCAGACAAAGUAAAACAAACAAACAGAAAUGACACAGAACUAUCUGGGAGAAACUAUAAAAUAAUAUUGCAAGUGAUUACAGAGAAGAAGGAAUAGAAACCAUAAGGAAAUAACAUCUGAAAAAGAAAGAAAGACCCUAUAAAAAGAGAUUAGAUUCAUGGUUUUAGAACUGCCCACAAAGCAAAGUUCAGAUCUAGGUGGCUUCCCUGGUGAAUGCUACCAAACAUUCAAGGAAGAGUAAAUACCAAUUCUUCAUAAACCCUUCCAAAGAACAGAAGAUGAGGGAACAUUUCCCAAUUCCUUCUAUAGGAUCAGUAUUGCCCUAAUGUCAAAAUCAGUCAAAGACGUCACAAGAAAACAACACAUCAAUGUCCCUUAUGAUACAAAUGUAAGAAUCAUCAAUAAGAUACUAGCAAACUGAAUCCAGCAAUAAUAAAAAGGAUUAUACACCAUGACUAAGGGGAAUGUAUCCCAGGAAUGCAAGGGUGAUACAAAAUACAAAAGUUCAAUCAUUGUAAUACACCGAAUUGACAGAACAAAGGACCAAAAAACCCAUGAUCAUCUCACAAGACACAGAAAAAGCAUUGGGAAAAAAAUUAACACUUUCAUUAUAAUACACUUGACAAACUAGGAAUAGAA